Messenger RNA from Ochotona curzoniae (black-lipped pika), 1300 nucleotides. RefSeq names its product ceramide synthase 3 (gene CERS3). Gene Ontology annotation, molecular function: DNA binding; sphingosine N-acyltransferase activity. NCBI's taxonomy places the organism in Eukaryota, Metazoa, Chordata, Mammalia, Lagomorpha, Ochotonidae. Gene Ontology annotation, cellular component: membrane. Bases 59 to 1213 code for a protein of 384 amino acids. The transcript has 11 exons. Gene Ontology annotation, biological process: ceramide biosynthetic process. The record is from RefSeq and is a predicted model, not a curated record.
UAUAAAUAAAUAAAGUACUUGGGCUCCUUGAUAGAAAACCAUCAAGCAACACUUCAGAAUGUUACAGACAUUCAAAGAAUGGUUCUGGUUGGAAAGAUUCUGGCUUCCUCCCAAGAUGAAGUGGUCAGAUCUGGACGAUCACAAUGGACUUGUGUUUGCCAAGCCUUCUCACUUGUACAUGGCGAUUCCCUGUGCUCUUCUCUUGCUGAUUAUUAGACAUUUCUUUGAAAAGUUUGUUGCUACACCUCUAGCAAAAACAUUUGGUAUUAAAGAUACGGUCCGAAAGAUUACACCAAAUACUGUCUUAGAGAAUUUUUUCAAACAUUCUGCAAGGCAGCCAUCAAAAACUGACCUCUGUGGACUGGCAAAGAAAUGUAACUUGACAGAACGCCAGGUUGAAAGAUGGUUUAGGAGGCGGCAGAAUCAAGACAAGCCUUCCAGGAUGAAGAAGUUCCGGGAAGCUUGCUGGCGGUUUGCGUUUUACCUGUUGCUCAACAUUGCUGGAGUUGUGUUCCUCUAUGAUAAACCUUGGGCAUACGACCUGUGGGAGGUUUGGAAUGGAUACCCCAAGCAGCCCCUGCUGCCGUCCCAGUACUGGUACUACACCUUGGAGCUGGGUUUCUACUUGUCUCUCUUGUUUAGCCUUGGUUCUGACGUCAAGAGGAAGGACUUCCUAGCACACGUCAUCCACCACCUGGCCGCCAUUAGUCUGAUGAGCUUCUCGUGGUGUGCUAACUACGUGCGCAGUGGGACCCUUGUGAUGUUCGUGCACGACGUGGCUGACGUUUGGCUGGAGUCAGCUAAGAUGUUUUCCUACGCCGGUUGGAACCAAACGUGCAACACCUUAUUCUUCAUCUUUUCUGCCCUGUUUUUCAUCAGCCGUUUCAUUGUCUUCCCCUUCUGGAUCCUGUACUGCACGCUGGUUAUCCCCCUGCACUACCUCAAGCCUUUCUUCUCAUACAUCUUCCUCAACCUGCAGCUCAUAGUGCUACAGGCCCUUCACCUUUACUGGGGCUACUACAUCCUGAAGAUGCUCAAGAGAUGCAUAUUCAUGAAGGAAAUCCAAGAUGUGCGGAGUGAGGACGAGGAGGAAGAGGAAGAAGAAGAGGAGGAGAAAGAGGAAGAGGCUGGCAAGAGCAAAGAGAGAGACUGUUUGAAGAAUGGCCUUGGGACCAGCAGGCACCUGCUUCUGAACGGCCAGCACAGCCGCUAGCCCGCAGCCCAUGUGUGUGCUGACACAGUGCUGCAAGGACUGUGGGUGCCUGGGGCAGACCCGCCACUGGGCCCAGAGCCCCCACCG